UUCUUAAAAAUGUUUUUUAUGUUGUUCCUCUCUGCUGCCUCCCGUCUCAAGACGAGCCCACUCGCUCCCUGAGCGGUCUGAUACUGAAGAACAAUGUUAAGGCUCACUACCAGAACUUCCCUCCCAACGUGGCUGACUUCAUCAAACGAGAAUGCCUCAACAACAUUGGAGACCCUUCACCGCUCAUCAGAGCUACGAUCGGUAUCCUGAUCACGACCAUAGCCUCUAAAGGGGAGCUGCAGACCUGGCCGGAACUGCUGCCUCAGCUCUGUAAUCUGCUCAACUCAGAGGACUAUAACACCUGCGAGGGUUCUUUUGGAGCGUUGCAGAAGAUCUGCGAGGAUUCAUCAGAGUUGUUGGAUAGCGAUGCUCUGAACAGACCCCUUAAUAUCAUGAUCCCUAAAUUCUUACAGUUUUUCAAGCACUGCAGCCCCAAGAUCAGGUCCCAUGCUAUAGCGUGCGUGAACCAGUUUAUCAUCGGUCGAGCUCAGGCUCUGAUGGAUAACAUUGACACCUUCAUAGAGAGUCUGUUUGCACUGGCCGGAGACGAAGACAGUGAAGUACGCAAGAACGUGUGCAGGGCUUUGGUCAUGCUGCUGGAAGUUCGCAUCGACCGUCUCAUCCCACACAUGCACAGCAUCAUCCAGUACAUGCUGCAGAGGACCCAGGACCCAGAUGAGAAUGUGGCUCUGGAGGCCUGUGAGUUCUGGCUGACUCUGGCUGAGCAGCCCAUCUGUAAAGAGGCCCUGUCUGGCCACUUGGUCCAACUGAUCCCUAUCCUGGUGAACGGGAUGAAAUACUCUGAGAUCGACAUUAUUCUUCUAAAGGGCGACGUUGAAGAGGACGAGGCAGUUCCAGACAGCGAGCAGGACAUAAAGCCUCGCUUCCACAAGUCCCGCACCGUCACCCUGCAGCAUGAAGGAGGGGAGGGCGAGGAGGGGGAGGACAUCGAUGAAGACGAGGACGACGACGAUGAUACGCUGUCUGACUGGAACCUGC
Messenger RNA from Plectropomus leopardus (leopard coralgrouper), 999 nucleotides. The record is from RefSeq and is a predicted model, not a curated record. Lineage: Eukaryota; Metazoa; Chordata; Actinopteri; Perciformes; Serranidae.